Paraglomus brasilianum is the source of this 339-nucleotide messenger RNA. NCBI's taxonomy places the organism in Eukaryota, Fungi, Glomeromycota, Glomeromycetes, Paraglomerales, Paraglomeraceae. The record is from the annotation of a GenBank genome assembly.
AUGCCUGUAACUCCUAUUCGCCGCCGUAGUUUGCGCGCCGCUCGCCAGCUUGAGGCCGGAACUCGAUUCCGGCGAAACGGUUUCCUUUAUUUUCGGCGGCGGUACGGCUGUAUGGCCAGCAGGUAUGGCUGGAGCCAGACAAAUAUAUCAAUAAUGGCUGCCAUGAUAUGGCAGACCAUGUCCGCGGGGCAGCGAGCCCCUUUCGAGGCCGAAGCGGCAUUGGUGGCAGCUUUACUGAACUCGGACCGCCGGCAAGACCUGGGCGGUGGGUUGGGAAUGACCACCGAGUGGUUAGAGGACGUGUUUUUUUUGAUAAGGAUUUCGCCUCGGCAAAAUUAA